This is a messenger RNA of Thunnus maccoyii (southern bluefin tuna), 1152 nucleotides long. RefSeq names its product V-set immunoregulatory receptor (gene vsir). Lineage: Eukaryota; Metazoa; Chordata; Actinopteri; Scombriformes; Scombridae. Gene Ontology annotation, cellular component: plasma membrane. The record is from RefSeq and is a predicted model, not a curated record. The transcript has 7 exons. Gene Ontology annotation, biological process: regulation of immune response; negative regulation of CD4-positive, alpha-beta T cell proliferation; positive regulation of regulatory T cell differentiation. The coding region runs from base 207 to 1103 and encodes 298 amino acids.
AUCACGUGGUUUUUUCUCAGCUCAGUACAGAAGGCUCAAAUUGAGCUGGAAACAAAGUGUCAAGGGACUGUCACCCACAUCUCUGUGUGUUGGUUUAAAGCUGAGUUAAAUUGCCCAGUUUGAAAGUGAAGGGAACAAAAGAGUUUAACCUAAGUUAAUUGUAGAAGUAGUUUUUUCAACUUUUUUGGCUCAACAUCCAGACGACCAUGACGUGGGGACUACCCCGUCGGAGUCCACUUUGGGAGAAGUUCAUGUUUUGGUUUUGCUGUGUUCUGUUUAACAUAGCUGAAGCCGAUGGCGAGAUGUCUCAUGCCUAUGCUACACUGGGUGUUUCUGCCCCCCACCUGUACUACACCUGUCCCGAGGGAGCAACUGUCAAAAUGUUGUGUGCCCAGAGAGGUGCCACCAUGUACGACCAUGAUGUCUUGAAACGCGCCUGGCUUUUCACACAGCACAGUGACCAGCACUGUUCAGGACGGCAGGGCCCACGCGGUACUGUCAUUAACUCUCAUUCCCACAGCCUGCCCCCUGGGUUGCAAUUUGGAUCUACAGACAACAACUUCUGGGUGCUUCUGCAGAAUGUGACGCACGCUGACCAGGGUCGCUACUGCUGUAUGGUCCUAGACAUCCGUGUGGAACAUAAACACGGAAGCAUCGUGCAGAAACCCCACAGCCACGUUCUACUCCAAGUGUCACCACGGAGAAAUGGAUCUCAAGAGUGCACUGUCUGGGAUCCCACGCCACCUGGAGGCUCUGUGCCAGUGGCCUUGGCUAUUGCAGCCUGCAUCUUGGCUCUGCUCUCACUGCCUCUUAUUCUGGUGCUUGUGUACAAACAGAGGCACAACGCCCAGUCGAGCAGACGUGCACAAGAGCUGGUGAGGAUGGACAGUGAGGCUCAUGGCCAUGAGAACCCCGUGUUUCUCGGGGGAUCUCCGCAGAUUAAGACGCGCACCGUUUCUCAGAUCAUGACCAGGCAGUCCUCAGAGACAGGACGCCACCUUUUGUCUGAGCCAGGAACCCCCUUCACUCCUCCUAUUCAUGGGGAUGUGUUCUUCCCAAUAGAAGACACCAUCCCUGAGUCUCCAGACUUGCUGCAGGUUUAAAGGGUGGUGAAACCUCCUUCAUUGCUCUAACUGCUGACCUGGAAACAGU